UGGAGCCGUUUCGGUUUCGGUGAAUGUGAUGUGAAGUAAGGCGACCAUUCUGGUGCCGCAGGGCUCGUGAAAGCCUACCGUUUUGAAAUGGCAGGCUGUCUGCACGCAACCAGAAGCUCAGUAACACACAGAGGACGGACGUUGGGUACAGAGAGUGAGCGAGUUUUGCUCCACAAGCACACAAACAAAAAACUGAGUAUGGAUCGUACCGUUCUGUUGGUACUACUUUUCCUUCAGGUAUCGCUGACCUUCGCCAGCCCGGACUAUGGAAUACCGAAUGCCGUCUACGGCACGGCCCGGCUACUGACCAGCGUGUCCGACGCAGCCAGCUAUCUAGACACGCUGGCGGCACCAAAGCUCGUACCGGCGAACAUCACGCAAACCACCUUCAAUCUGUCGAACAUGGUGCAGCUCCUCCAGCAGACGGGCAGUGCCAUAGCGCAAGACGGCAGCAGUGUGGCGAGCGCGAUCACCAACCUCACCCAAAGCACAUCGGGCGAUCCGGCAGCACUGUUCGACGCUGCCAACCGGACCAUCCAGAGCGCGCUGGAUCACAUCACGCAGCUGCUUCCCUCGGUUAACUCCAACCUGACCGCUCUGAUCGGUGCCAGCGUACCGGACCAGCUAACCGAUGGCUUCGGGCGGAUAGAGCUACGACUGAUCACGCUGCGCACCCAGCUGAGUACGCUUAAGUCUGCGAUUCUUGCAGCGAUCGCAGCAGCCGGCAAUACCACGCCCAUCCCGACGGACAUACUGGCGAAGUACAUAACACUGAGGAAGGUGUACGACGUGGUGUAG
Molecule: messenger RNA, 798 nt
Organism: Anopheles merus
Lineage: Eukaryota; Metazoa; Arthropoda; Insecta; Diptera; Culicidae
Exons: 3
Coding region: 88-798 (236 amino acids)
Source: RefSeq, a predicted model, not a curated record